Atta colombica is the source of this 1272-nucleotide messenger RNA. Its product is annotated as UPF0160 protein MYG1, mitochondrial. NCBI's taxonomy places the organism in Eukaryota, Metazoa, Arthropoda, Insecta, Hymenoptera, Formicidae. Gene Ontology annotation, cellular component: cytoplasm; nucleus. The coding region runs from base 156 to 1157 and encodes 333 amino acids. The transcript has 6 exons. The record is from RefSeq and is a predicted model, not a curated record.
GGUUACUUUGGAUUACUUCCACAUGUAAAGAGCUUCCAGCGGAAUUCACGUUUCGUGAAUCGAUCUGUAGAUUACCAAGAAACGCGCGUUUCAGCGGAUUCUCCAAAUUUUUCACGUGGCGGGAAACGUGCCUAUUCGAUUUCAUUCUCAGAACGAUGUCGAGCAAGUCAGCCGUCAAGAUCGGUACGCACGACGGAACUUUUCAUUGCGAUGAAGUCCUCGCCUGCGCGCUCCUCAAACUAUUGCCACAAUAUAAGGAUGCUUCUAUAGUGAGAUCUCGAAAUCAGAGUGUCUUGGAUACUUGUGAUAUCGUGGUGGAUGUUGGUGGAGAGUAUGAUCCAUCCAGACAUCGAUAUGACCAUCACAUGAGAGAAUUUCAAGAAUCGAUGAGUACCGUUAUGAAAAAAGCAGGAUACGAUUGGACAAUAAAACUAAGCAGUGCCGGACUGAUCUACUGCCAUUUCGGUCAUGAGAUAUUAAGGAAUAUACUUUCGAAUAUAACAGAAGAUAAAAUCAUCGAUGAGAUUUUCAAGAAGAUCUACGACACUCUAAUCAAGGAAAUUGAUGGUAUAGAUAAUGGCAUACCCAUGUAUGAUGCUGAGCCAUUAUAUCGAAUAGUUACCGAUUUAAGCGCGCGCGUAAGCAGACUGAAUCCUCAAUGGAACAGUCAGAAUGUGGAUAUCGAGAAACAAUUUGAGAAAGCUAUGGCUUUGGUUCUGGAGGAAUUUUUAGAAUUUGUACAAUACUCGAAAAAGGUAUGGUUACCGGCAAGAGAUCUCGUGCGACGCGCUGUGGAGAAUCGAUUUGAAAUCGAUCCGAGCGGAGAGAUAAUAGCAUUGUCACAAGCAGUACCGUGGAAGGAACAUUUAUUUCAACUGGAGAAGGAUAUGAACGUGUCGCCGUCAAUAAAAUACACCAUUUUUGAGGCUGAUAACGCUUAUCGGGUUCAAUGUAUGCCGGUAGCGCUGGGAAGUUUCGUGUGCAGAAUGUUUUUGCCAGCAGCGUGGGGCGGUUUGCGCGCUGAUGCCCUUGUGGAAGCAUGUGGAAUUGAAGGCGCCAUAUUCGUGCACUCUGUUCGGUUCGUCGGUGGCCAUAAAACUAAGGACGGCGCGGUGGCCAUGGCGCGGAAAGCACUCGAAAUCGGAAAGGCCGAGUAAUAAUAUACAGAAUGACGUGUGUCUGUUCUUUUUUAGAAUUUUUAUGUGGUUAUUGAAUAUUUUUUAGAAAACAAUUUAAAUUAAUUGUCCUUCAGCUGGUAAUGUGGGGUUUUAG